AUAAAAAAGUGUAGUCGCGGUCACACUGGCGAGCAGAAUUUCAUACGUUUUUGUUUCCUUUUGGCCAUAUUUAUUAUUGUUAAAAUUGGAGCAAUGCCAGCCGCUGUGCGCAAGUUCCGCCGCGAGACCAGUGAAAUCAGCUGCUGCUUGAAGUACCUUUUGUUCGCCAGCAAUGUGAUCCUGUGGCUCUCGGCCCUGCUGGUCCUCUCCGUUGGCAUCUGGGCCUGGAGAGAGAAGGACAUGUUCCGCAACAUUACGCGGCUGCACUUCAUCGCCCUGGACCCGGCCUUCGUGCUGAUCAUCCUGGGAGGCGUCACCUUCCUACUGGGCUUCAUGGGCAGCGUGGGCGCCUUGCGCGAGAACACCUGCCUCCUGGGGGCGUACGCCAUCUUCCUGAGUGUCCUGCUUAUCGCAGAGAUCGGCUUCUGUGCAGUGGCCUUCGCGCUCAAGGACAAGGGCUGGAUCAAAGACCAGGCCACCGAGGGACUCAAAGCCUUCAUCCGCCACUAUCGCGAGGACGCAGACCAGCAGAAUUUGAUUGACUGGAUCCAGGAGGAUUGGCUGCAGUGUUGCGGUAUUGAUGGUCCUAAGGACUGGGACAGCAACAACUACUUCAAUUGCUCGUCCAUCGCUAUUGGCAGCAGGGAGGCGUGCGGAGUGCCCUUCUCCUGCUGCCGCAGGCGUCCCCAGGAGGUGAUCAAGAACAAGCAAUGUGGCUACGAUGUACGCAAGGAGGGACAUCCGGUGGAUAGGAAUAUACAUGAGCGUGGCUGCUUGCGCGCUGGCGAGGAUUGGCUGGAGGCCCAUCUUAUUAGUGUGGCGAUCGGCUGCGUGGCUCUGCUCGUCCUGCAGGGCAUGGAGUUGUCCAAAAUAAUCUACGAAAAGGGCUGUGUUCAAGCAGGCGAAGAAUGGAUGGAGCAUAACUUGAUUAUUAUUUCCACUACUGUUAUAGUUGUGAUGUUUUUCCAGAUCUUGGGCAUUUGCUUUGCUCAAAACCUGCGUGCCGAUAUAUACACUCAAAAGUCAAAGUGGCACUGACAAAUGGCUCUGCCUGCUCCAACGGCCAUUUAGAAGAACACCCAAGGCGGCGAAGGAUUUUGGGAACUUCGAGGUAAGCCACAUGGAGCAUCCACCAACUUCAAAAAAAGAAUCUAACUACUCAUCUACGCUCCGGUUAGUUAACUAUACUAUAAAUUCCUUGUAAACCCAUACUAGGGUGAAUCGAUUUGGAUGCAUGAAAAUCGUUGGUAGAAUCUAGUCAAUGAUCAAUUCGUAAUGCUAUUGCCAAAGUAACUAUGUUCUGGAAAUUACGAUUCACCCUCCGCUUUUGAUCAGAAAACACAAAUGCCUAUGGUAAAACCUGAUUUUCGGGACACCCGUUGUAUAUUGAUAUUGGCAUAAAAUGUUCAUCGAUUAGGUUUCUCUACCACGAUUUAUCUGUUUUUUGCGUCCAUUAAAUCAAACCAGUUUAACCCAUACCCCCUUUUAUACUCAAGAGUACGCUAUGUGUCUAACUAAAGCAAACGCAUUCCGUCUUGUGGACAUUGACUAAUAUUAACUAGGUUGCCAAAUUUGUUGCUGUUUUUACGUCGGCUUCCCUUGCCCAAGAACAAAUGAGAAAAAGAAAAGCAAAUCAUUUUAAAUAAAUUUUCUACACAUUUUACAAGAAAAGUAAAAGAGGAGGCAUAGGAAAAAUGAAAAAUUUAUCUUGAAAUGCAGCUGUGAUAUAUUUUUAAAGAAAAGUAUAAAGAAACCGAAAUUAAAUGCAACAAUUUCCAACAAAUCGAAUGAUCACACCACGAAUCUCAUUCCUAAACUGAACAAAUACAACCUAGCACAACACAUAUUUGUCUUCAAAAUAAUAGUUAUUUUUAUAAGCGAGGAACAAAAUACAUUUCUGUGACAAAUGUCAAUAUCACAGAUCGUAAAAUGGAAAAAGCAAUACCACUUGCGUAUUAAUAUUAAUGAGCUUGAACUAAAUUUAUGCACAACAAAUGGUUAGCUUUACAGCAUAUGAAUAUAUUUUUGCAACAUGCAAUUAUAAUUGAGUAAAAAGUAAGCCAAUUGCUGGUUUAAUUGCUUGAUAUCGCACUUGUAACAUGAUUCACAAGGAAAAAUAUUGAUUCGCUCUUGUACCUUUUUAAAUCUAUAUUGCAAAGAGACGUAGUAUUGGGAGACUCCGAUGUUAGUAUUAUUUAUACUAUUUCGCAAACAUUCUAAUCAAAAGUAAUGGAGAUUAAAAACAACACUGCCCCGAACAGAGUAUUACGUUUUUGUGUUCUCCAAAUAGCUGAAAGGUCCAGUGAACUGACACUUGGAUAACUAUAGAAUUUGCCAAUCUUAGUCAGAUUAAAACGAUAGCUAAUUUAACUAACAGUAUCCAAACGUUUUCCUAAACUGUUUAAACUCAGUCUGCAAACUUGUAUUUAUAAAACAGUUCAUACUUGUAUUGCAGUUCAAUAUUAAACGUGAAUAGAAGUCGAAACUCAACACCUACAUUGCUGUAAUGCUCAAAAAGACGAUAGAUAUAAUAAAAUGCUUUUACAUUAAAUACCAUAAGUACUUGCAUUUGAGUGACAGCUAAUACACUUUUUGGAUAUCUAAAAAGUUUACAUUUUAUGGCAGCUAUUCUAGAGAGUAAUGCAGUUCAUAGUUUAUACACUGCUCAAAAAAGGGUUUUGAUCAAAAUUGAAACCUGAUUAAAAAUAUAUAUCUUUUCUUUAUAAACAUCUGGCCAAAUUUCCCUGUGCAAUGUUAAAAUACUAAGCCAAUAAAAUCACGAACAUAGUACGAUUAAUAAUGUGUAAAAGCAAAAAAGUUAACAUUCUGCUAUAAUGGUAACGCAAAAAAGUCAAUUGAAAAUAAGCUGGAGAUCGAAAAGAGUCAGUCAAGCACAGAUCAACAGCAUUUAUUAAGGCGUAUAUAAACAUAGAUUUAUAAGAGAAAAUUUAUAAUAAAGCUUAACGAAGGUUGUUGACACAAGUAUCAAUCAAAAACGCUUCAAAUAAAGAAAUACGAAAUAACAAUA
Drosophila sechellia is the source of this 3028-nucleotide messenger RNA. RefSeq names its product Tetraspanin 26A (gene Tsp26A). Lineage: Eukaryota; Metazoa; Arthropoda; Insecta; Diptera; Drosophilidae. Gene Ontology annotation, cellular component: plasma membrane. The transcript is spliced from 6 exons. The record is from RefSeq and is a predicted model, not a curated record. The coding region runs from base 94 to 1038 and encodes 314 amino acids.